AUGACCGAAGUAUCAUCAAACUCCAACAAACCAUUAUCGACGACAUCAGGAUCGGAAACAUUGCUAAAACCUGCAGAUAUAACAGUUACCCCGCCAAAUCAACAGCAGCAACACCAACACCAACGCCAACACCAACAGGAACAAUCGAAUUCCUCUCAAGACACGGGGGCAACUACCAAUGCGUCGUCAUCACCUUCUGCAGCAACUGGAUCUUCCAGUAUAGCCAACACCACAACAUCAAUCUCCUCUUCCAUAGCUCAACACCACAGUAACCCCAAUACCAACUUUCUCAAUACCUCACCCAGAAGUGCUUCGUCACCAACGGGAAUCGGGUACGCUGCCGCGUCGUCGUCGUCGUCGUCGUCGUCAACGGCAAGAGGCAGACCAAGUACUUCGAGAAGAGGAAGCGCCGUACCUCCAAAUGGGUCCUCUGUCGCAACCGGUUCAUCAGCCACAAAUAUCCUUAGUACGUCACCCAACCGUGUCAGAAGCAACAGUUACAACAACCCUGAAUUGACUCCAACGCCAUCACACCAUCAACCGGCGCAAACCGUGACUAGACAACGUAGAUCAUCGUCGUUGAUUCAACAUUUGGAACCAGAUACGUUGGAGACCAAGAUUGACCAGACCUUGAACCCUAAUGUGAAUGCCAACUGGGUUCAUCAGAAGGGAGCAUGGAUCAUCCAUAUUGUCAUCAUUGUCUUGCUCAAGAUUUUCUACAAUUUUAUCAGUGUUUUAGACAACGAUUGGAAAUGGACAUUGACGAACUUGACAUAUACGAUUGGGUCGUAUAUCAUGUUUCAUCAAGUUAAGGGAACUCCAUUUGAGUUUAAUUCGGGAGCUUAUGAUAAUCUAACCUUGUGGGAACAAAUUGAUAAUGGUGAUCAGUAUACUCCAACUAAGAAGUUUUUGAUGUUGGUCCCCAUUUGUUUGUUUUUGAUUAGUACUCAUUACUCCCAUUAUGAUUUGAAUUUGUUUAUUUUGAAUGGUGUUAGUUGUCUUUGUGUGGUGGUGCCCAAGUUGGCCAUUUCCCAUAGGUUGAGGGUGACUUUGUACUGA
Molecule: messenger RNA, 1059 nt
Organism: Lodderomyces theae
Lineage: Eukaryota; Fungi; Ascomycota; Pichiomycetes; Serinales; Debaryomycetaceae
Gene: ORM1
Product: sphingolipid homeostasis protein
Exons: 1
Coding region: 1-1059 (352 amino acids)
Biological process (GO): ceramide metabolic process; negative regulation of ceramide biosynthetic process; intracellular sphingolipid homeostasis
Cellular component (GO): endoplasmic reticulum membrane
Source: RefSeq, a predicted model, not a curated record